Molecule: messenger RNA, 1241 nt
Organism: Lucilia sericata (common green bottle fly)
Lineage: Eukaryota; Metazoa; Arthropoda; Insecta; Diptera; Calliphoridae
Product: caspase Dronc-like
Exons: 2
Coding region: 38-1222 (394 amino acids)
Biological process (GO): proteolysis
Molecular function (GO): cysteine-type endopeptidase activity
Source: RefSeq, a predicted model, not a curated record
UCGGGCCUGUUACAGUAAUCAAUUGUUAAGUAAUACUAUGAUACAAAAUAUUUAUAAUUUUGAACCAGAAAAUUAUACUGAAUGCACUGAUGAUGAAGACACAAUCCAAAGAAAGCGUCAUAAAAGAUUAUUUUUAAAAAUUACAAAAAGAGGUCCAGAGGCUUUUGAAAAAUUACGUCAAAUUUUUAUAGCUUUAAAAUAUAAAGAUGCUUUGAAUAUAUUGUUUGGUGCCGAUGAAGAUAUGAUUUCGAUAAGAUCGAGUAAAAUAACUGGUACAGCGACGUUGGGAAAUGAUGUUGAUGAUAAUGAAGAGAAUAUUGAAGACCAUAAUAUUAGGGAUAAUGUUGGUUUAAAUAGACAGAUUUCCCUCUCUCGAACUAACAACGAUAAUAACACCGAUUUACAUGAAUAUGAGGAUUUAAUUCAACCUAGAAAACCUAUUUUUGUUCAACCAGCAACCAGUAUUACCAUAGAUCCCAAAAUUGGAACAUAUCCCAUGGAAAGUAAAAAUAAACGUGGUAUUUUCUUUAUGGUGAAAAGUGAUGAACAGCAAUCAGAACUGGAUGAAGAUGAUCACUCACUAUUGUCACUGUUUCAACAAUUGGACUUUAAACUAUAUGCCUAUAGCAAUAUAACACUCAAUAAAUUCCACGAACUACUUGAGCAGCUACUAUGCUCUGAUGCCAUUAAUGGUGUAGAAUGUUUUGUUUUGUCCUUACGAUCAGGUGGUCGUAUAAUCGAUGGUGAACAAAGGAUUAUAUUUAACGAUGGUUCUGUAGUUAAAGUAGAAGAAAUUCAACAACAUUUCUAUAGUCAACAAUGCAAACAGCUAGUGGGCAAACCGAAAAUUUUCAUAUAUCCCUAUAGUGAAAUAUCGAAUAGAACUCUUAGUCAUACGAACAGAAUACAAACAGACAGUAUUGGUCAACAGGUUCAUUUAAAACAUGUAUCUCAAUUGUCGGAUGUUAUUAAUUGUUAUGCCACAACUAAGGGUUUCAUGGAUCAACGGGAUAAUGAGAAUUAUACACGUUAUAUAGAGAAUUUUGUUGAUGUCAUGGCCGCACAUGCAUGUGAUACUCAUUUCGAGAAUAUGCUUAAGAAAAUUCAAACAAAUGUUGCCGUAUUGAGUGUAAGUCGGGGCCAAUACUUACAAAUGUCCAGUUAUGAUAAUAUUAGCUUUAAUAAAGUUCUAUAUUUUAAUCCAGGAGUCAAUGUGAAUUAAAUUAUUUAUAAGAAUUUGU